This is a messenger RNA of Dendronephthya gigantea, 2164 nucleotides long. Its product is annotated as serine/threonine-protein kinase pef1-like. The record is from RefSeq and is a predicted model, not a curated record. Gene Ontology annotation, cellular component: nucleus; cytoplasm; cytosol. Bases 349 to 1749 code for a protein of 466 amino acids. NCBI's taxonomy places the organism in Eukaryota, Metazoa, Cnidaria, Anthozoa, Malacalcyonacea, Nephtheidae. The transcript is spliced from 17 exons. Gene Ontology annotation, biological process: protein phosphorylation. Gene Ontology annotation, molecular function: cyclin-dependent protein serine/threonine kinase activity; ATP binding; cyclin binding.
UGGCGGAAGUAACAUAAGUUUAAUAAGAGGCCAAGGAAUAUUGCAUUUGCAAUACUAUAUUUCCUCGACGAAACAAGUAAAAGCAGUGUUCUAACUAUUUCCUAUUCAUUUGCUCACAACGUGAAGUUUUAAAAGAUGAUUUUUUUGUCUUGAGCAUUUGUUACCGCUUAUAUGCAAGUAUUAGUUCAGCUUGUAUGAACAAGGCCUACCGGAAAAAGUGUCAAAACUUGCCAUCUCUUUUCCGCCGCUCACGUUUUGGACAAUUGUUUCAAACGUACGAGUUCGUGUGUUUUGGGGCCGUGAAAGUUUGGCGAAACUUUGCAAAAGCUGAAAAAUUUUGAUAAAGAAAUGGCCAUGUCACCUAGUGGCUCCGAACAGACAAACGAGGAAGAAAAUGCUGUUUUCGAAAACGAUUCAAAUGAGCCGGGGAUUGCUGACGGCAACUGCGUUAGAAAGCGUUCAGAUUCCAAAAUUAAGAAGUUAAGACGAAGGCUUUCGCAAGGAUUACGUCUAUCAUUGCCGUUAGCUUUGGGAAAAGAACAGUCUUAUGAGGAUGGACAUAUUGAUUCAGUCCUUCAGAGUGUUGAGCAUCCAUUGCCCAACUCUGCUGGAAAGAAGGUUGUUGUCCGACGUGUGCACUCGGACAUUACCACCCUCCAGACCCCUCAACCAGAUGUCUUGCCUGUGAGAACAAGAGAAAGACUGAGACGGACAUAUUCUGAUAAUCCUAAUCCUAAUGAAGAGCGACCACGCUCAAGAUCAGUAUCUUUCACUGCGCCUCCCGAGUCUCCAUUUGGCAAGAUGAAUUAUUAUCAUAAAUUAGAGCUCCUGGGCGAAGGAUCUUAUGCAAGUGUAUUCAAGGGAAUUAGCAAUAUAACUAAACAGACAGUAGCUUUAAAAGAAAUUCGUCUUCAACCGGAAGAGGGCGCUCCAUUCACAGCCAUCAGAGAAGCGUCCUUACUGCAGGAAUUGAAACAUGCAAACAUUGUCAAGCUUCACGAUAUUGUACAUACAAAAGACACCCUCAUGUUCGUUUUUGAGUAUCUUCACACUGAUCUUAGUCAUUACUUAGAAAAGUACCCAAGUGGACUUCAUCCUCAUAAUGCUAAGUUAUUUUUGCUACAACUUCUACGCGGCUUGAAUUAUUGCCACGAUAAGAGAAUCCUUCACAGGGAUAUAAAACCACAAAAUCUUCUUCUCAACGAGAAUGGCGAACUGAAACUGGCUGAUUUUGGUUUGGCAAGAGAGAAAUCUGUACCAAGUCAUACGUAUUCAAAUGAGGUCGUAACGUUAUGGUAUCGACCCCCUGAUGUUUUGCUGGGAUCAACGGAAUACUCGACAUCACUUGAUAUGUGGGGUGUUGGCUGCAUAUUUGGUGAAAUGCUGAGUGGACGAGCCUUGUUUCAGGGGCAAAAGGGACCCAGCGAUCAAUUAAAUAAAAUAUGGCAAUUGUUGGGUACACCCACCAAAGACACGUGGCCCGAAGUUGUAAAUUACCCUGAAUAUUCAAAAGAAAAUAUAACAGCGUUUUAUCCAAGACGAAUAUCCUCAGUGAUACCCGUCUUUCAAUAUGACACGAUAGGAGAAGAUUUAUUAAAACGAUUUCUACGGUAUGAGCCCAGGAGACGGAUAUCAGCGGAAGACAGCUUAAAACAUCCGUACUUUCAAGAUCUGCCGAGAUCUCUGUUCAGUCUUCCUGGAAAUCUUUCGGUGUUUUCACUUCCUGGGAUUGAUUUGAUCCAUCAUUGAUAGUGAAGGUGCUUGCCAGUUGAGCUCUCAGAUAUCUCUACUUGGCUGUGGUUUUAAGGAGCUGUGGUUUAAGGGCUGAAUAUUCCGGGAGUAAUACACGUUAGCUUCACUAGAUCUCCAUCCUUCUCCAAACGUGAUUUUUUUUACAAAUCAACCGUUCGAAGUUGGCCAAAACGAGUACUGAUUGAAGUAAUUUGUUGUUAAAAAGUGAUUCACACUAUGGGACCUGCCCUUGGCUUUGUAAAUUUGUUCACUUCAGAAUGAUCAUUUUAUAAUUUAUAUUGCCAUAAGCGCAUGCGUUUUGCAUUCAGCGCGGGAGUACUUGACACAGGAGAAAUUAUUAAAAAGCACUCGAACAUUUAGGCAUAUUUAAAUUUGGAUUAAUAUAGAGAAUAUUAAAUAGAUAUUUAUUUAA